This is a messenger RNA of Fonsecaea pedrosoi CBS 271.37, 1383 nucleotides long. RefSeq lists its product as uncharacterized. The transcript is spliced from 4 exons. NCBI's taxonomy places the organism in Eukaryota, Fungi, Ascomycota, Eurotiomycetes, Chaetothyriales, Herpotrichiellaceae. Gene Ontology annotation, biological process: positive regulation of transcription by RNA polymerase II. Bases 1 to 1383 code for a protein of 460 amino acids. Gene Ontology annotation, cellular component: RNA polymerase II transcription regulator complex. The record is from RefSeq and is a predicted model, not a curated record. Gene Ontology annotation, molecular function: protein dimerization activity; DNA-binding transcription factor activity.
AUGGAGACCACGAGCCACCGUCCUUGGGAGUCGAAUCCCCCUCACAGUCUCCCACAGACACUGCCAUCAAUAGCUUCUUUGACUUCGAAGCUCCCAGUCCAGCCGCUGGACAGAGCCCCGUCAGACCUCUCAAUUCAUCCACCCCAGAGAGAUUCGGGAAGUUGGAUGACUCCCGGUACCCUGUCGGGGUCUUCGACAAAUUCGAUGCCAUACCUGAACUCUGCCCACUCUCCGACCGGCACAGGCACAUCUCCUUACACUCCAGACAACCCUUCCGCACCUCCAGCUCCGUUCAACGGUGGCCUGCACCCGCAACCGAACGGACUUCCACCGCCAACGUCAGACCCGAACUCCAAUCCAAACAGAGGUAGUGGUGACUUUGACGACUCGCGGAGGAGCAGUGUUGCUUCCAACAGCAUACAUACAGGCAUGAAUAACCUCGGCCUCGGCCCUACAUCUCCUUAUACAAGCACCAAUGCCUCUCAGACAUCCCUCGUCUCUGGCCUCCAAAGAGAGCGAGGCAUCCAGACAAAUGGGUAUGCUGGAGGAGGCAGCAGAUAUUCAACAAUGAGCGGUCCAAUCUCCUCGUUUAGUUCGAGUCGCGGUGGAAGGAGUGGUUUUGCCGCAGGACGAGUAGCGCCCCCAAUUCUCGAGAACCCGAAACAGGAGGUCUACAGUGCAGAAGCCCCGACUCGAGGCCAGGCUUAUGCCUUUCCUGACCCAGACGCGCCUCGUCCGCCGGGCAGAACACCAUCGACGUACUCGCGGAGGAACAGCUUCGCAGAGUCAUUCUCCAGCAGUAUUUUGACAAUGGAGUCGAACAGAUUACCAUUAGGGCAGCAAGAACUUCCCGAUACUCAUCAUCACAGUUUGCAACACAAACAAUUAGACAGCCUUCGAGGCGAUCCCGACUCUCCGAACGGAACCACGCCCUACAGCCGAACACCAGAACUUCGAGUAACUCACAAGCUAGCCGAGCGGAAGAGACGAAGUGAGAUGAAGGAUUGCUUUGAACAGCUGAGAAGCCGAUUGCCAGCCAGUCAAAACAAUAAGUCAAGUAAAUGGGAAACGCUGUCACGAGCCAUUGACUACAUUACACAACUUGAAAAUCAGAACAAGCAAGCACGAGCAGAGUUUGAGAACCAGCGCAUGAAGAUGGCGGAACUUGAAGCCAAGAUGCACGAAAUGAAUCGACAGAUGCAGGGAAUACAGCAACCUCAAGGCUCCUUUCCCCCUCCACCGACUGUGAUGCCACAGAGUCCUCUUGGAUACGGACCUCACUUUAACAACCAUAUUGAUGGGUCCAACGAACCAGCACGGACACUUCCGCCGAUAAUGGGCAGCACCUCGAUGCAGGGCAUACAAUAUGAUGACCGGCGAUAG